Molecule: messenger RNA, 2548 nt
Organism: Leopardus geoffroyi (Geoffroy's cat)
Lineage: Eukaryota; Metazoa; Chordata; Mammalia; Carnivora; Felidae
Gene: GPR137
Product: G protein-coupled receptor 137
Exons: 7
Coding region: 1051-2214 (387 amino acids)
Biological process (GO): positive regulation of TORC1 signaling; negative regulation of bone resorption; regulation of autophagy
Cellular component (GO): lysosomal membrane
Source: RefSeq, a predicted model, not a curated record
UUUCCUUCCGAGAGCCGGUGAGGGGAAGUCGUUACCGCCCCCCCCCCCCCCCCGCCCCGGCCGGCUGGCGCGAUCUCGAUUUGAGGAUGGGCAAGAGAAGCAUGGGAACUGGCGGCCCCCCAAACAAACAAGGCCCGCCGUCCCUGGGCACGGCCCACCCGCGCGCCCGCCGGUUGCGCUUUCGCCCCAGCGUCUCGGCCUCCCGCUGCCUCUAGUAACCCCGGGCGCCCGCCGGCGGCGCAGCUCGCGCCAAUUCUCGAACGGCUCCGCGCCGGGCGCGGCGCGACUCGGCGUGCAGCUGCGGAGCUGGUGGGGCCAGACCCUGCGCGAUUAGCGUAGCUAACGGCGCCCGCGCAGGCGCAGGCGCAGGAGGGGGCGGAGCAGCGGGAGCCGGGGAGCUGGGGAGCCGGAGCCCCGGGUCCCAGCGACCAGAGCCGGCUCCCCCGGCGGCGUCCCGAGGACCCGGCGUCGGCCUCCUCCCGCCCCCCGAGGCUGGAGAGUGGAUGAAGUGGGGGGUGGGGUGGGGGCAGCGUCGGAAUUCCGAGGACAGAAGGCAGAGGCCGUCCCCAAUCCGGAUUAUUGGAGGGGAGAGAGACCCCCAGUUUGGGGAGGGGGAGAGCUGGGGGUUGAGCGCCCCACCCGCAGCGGCCGCGGCCCUCGGCCGAAGGGUAUCUCUCGGCUCUCCCCCUCCUGCCGAGACGACUCGAACGACCAAGGCCAGGGACCCCUGUCCUUCAGCCUCUGCACCCCCUCACCCCGCUCUGGGGCUGGCCCAGGGAGGAGACCCUGCCCACCUCCCGCCUCUGCCCUCGCGAGGGACUGUCCUUCCACGCCCCAGAGUGAGGGGCCCCGGCCCCAGGCUGCCUGUGCCCCGCUGCAAGGGCAGGGUCCCUCUGUUGAGGAAGGGCCUGGCCAGUCGCAGCUUCUUUCCUCCUGAGCUCCCCGUCUCUGUCGCUGCACCCUGCAACUCCCACCCCUCCAUAUUUAUUGCCCUGGCCCCCUGCCAGCCCCUCCAUCUCGUUCUCUGGGAUUCAGGCCUCCCUUCCGGACAUGGAGAGUAACCUGUCUGGCCUGGUGCCUGCUGCCGGGCUGGUGCCUGCGCUGCCUCCCGCCGUGACCCUGGGGCUGACUGCGGCCUACACCACCCUGUACGCCCUACUCUUCUUUUCCGUCUAUGCCCAACUCUGGCUGGUGCUUCUAUAUGGGCACAAGCGCCUCAGCUAUCAGACGGUGUUCCUGGCACUCUGUUUGCUCUGGGCUGCCUUGCGCACCACCCUCUUCUCCUUCUACUUCCGAGAUACCCCCCGAGCCAACCGCCUGGGACCCCUGCCCUUUUGGCUUCUCUACUGCUGCCCUGUCUGCCUCCAGUUCUUCACGCUGACGCUUAUGAACCUCUACUUUGCCCAGGUUGUGUUCAAGGCCAAGGCCAAGCGCCGGCCGGAGAUGAGCCGAGGCUUGCUGGCCGUCCGGGGGGCCUUCGUGGGGGCCUCGCUGCUCUUUCUGCUGGUGAAUGUGCUGUGUGCUGUGCUGUCCCGCCGGCGCCGGGCGCAGCCCUGGGCCCUCCUGCUGGUGCGAGUCCUGGUGAGCGACUCCCUCUUUGUCAUCUGCGCGCUGUCUCUUGCCGCCUGCCUCUGCCUUGUCGCCCGGCGGGCGCCCUCUACCAGCAUCUACCUGGAGGCCAAGGGGACCAGUGUGUGCCAGGCGGCUGCGAUGGGUGGCGCCAUGGUCCUGCUCUAUGCCAGCCGGGCCUGCUACAACCUGGCAGCCCUGGCCUUGGCCCCCCGGAGCCGGCUGGAUGCCUUCGAUUAUGACUGGUACAACGUCUCUGACCAGGCGGACCUGGUGAACGACCUGGGGAACAAAGGCUACCUGGUGUUUGGCCUCAUCCUCUUUGUGUGGGAGUUGCUGCCCACCACCCUGCUGGUGGGCUUCUUCCGGGUGCACCGGCCCCCGCAGGACCUGGUCUUUGGCUCCCGUUCCUACUUCUUCGACCGGGCUGGGCACUGUGAGGAUGAGGGCUGCUCCUGGGAGCGUGGCCGGAGCGAGAGCACCAGCAUGUCAGGCAGCCUAGGCUCCGGCAGCUGGUAUGGCGCCAUCGGGCGGGAGCCAGCCUGGUGCGGGGGCAGCCAGACACGGACCACUCCUCUGCUCUUCUCCCAGGUGCUGGGACCAGGUGGCCACCACCACAGUCUCUACUCCACCCCGCAGACGUGAUCCCCUUCUGUCCUCCCCCCAGAACACCCAGACCCCGGUCCUCCCAUCCCAGGCCCCGCCACCCCCCCCCCCCCCCCACCGUGCCAAGUUCACCUGCCGCUUCUUGCCCAGGAUCAUGGGAGGCUGUGGCCGCCUCUUCCCCUGGCCAGCUCCUUGCUACUCUUGUCGUAGUGAGCUUGUGCUGUCCCCUAGGAUGGGGGGCAUGGCCCUGGCUGCCAGAUGCCCUACAGCACCUUGGCAUGACCUGCCGCCUCUGCUUCUACACUGGAGCCAGCUACCUCUCCUGCCCUGCCGCUCAAUAAACAGUGUCUGUGCCCCUCAUCCGUUCACGGUC